UCUCUCUCUCUCUCUCUGUCUCUCUCUCUAUCUCUCAUCUCUCUCUCUCUCUCUCUCUCUCUCUCUCUCUCUCAGUGAUCUUCAGCUCAGCUCGGAGUGAUGAGGGGGCGCUGCACAGUGUGAAGAUGGCCAACGCUGUGGCUUCCUACGACCAGCUGGCCCACCAGGUGGAGGCGCUCCGUAAGGAGAACUCUCACCUGAGGAGGGAGCUGGAGGACAACUCCAACCACCUGUCCAAACUGGAGACCGAGACCACUGGGAUGAAGGAGGUGUUGAAGCAGCUGCAGAGUAAACUGGAGCAAGAGGCAGGAACACUGGCCUCGUCUGGGAGGAGUGACGUGCUGCACCAACUCAAAGAGCUCCACAUGGACCUCACUAACUACUACGAACUCAAGCACCAACCUCACAACCUGAGGCUGCUGACGGGCAGUCUGGGAGGUGCGGGGCUAACAGGUGUCGGCGGGGCGGAGCUAGACGACCAUCUGGCCCUGCAUCCUUCCUCCUGCUCCUCCUCCUCGAGAGCCAGGAGUCCGCUCAGAGCUUCGUCCCGCCUCAGCGCGGCGCCCGGGGGGGAGGCCGCCGCCAUCAUGCUACCGCAUCACUUCCUGGACGGAGCGCCGCCCAAGACGGCUGUGAUCAGCGGGGCGGAUGGACGAAUGAGCGACCAUCACCAGGAGGAGCUGUACAAGGAGAGAAACCUCUUGCUGGGGGAGAUCGACCGGGAGGAGAGGGAGCGCUGCUGGUACUUCAGCCAGUUGGAGGCGCUGUCACAGAGACUGGCUCAGCUGCCUCGCAUCGACACGUUUUCUCUGCAGAUGGAUCUGAUCAGGCAGCAGCUGGAGUUUGAAGCCCAGCAGGUUCGAUCUGUGAUGGAGGAACGUUUCGGUACCAGCGAUGAGAUGGUUCAGAGGACACAGGUGCGUGUUGCUCGUCUGGAGCAGCUGGAGAAAGAGCUGCAGGAGUCCCGAGGGAGUCAAGAGACCCAGUUACAGCUGUCUGGAGCUGAGAAGCCCCCUGCUGGAGAACCACAGAACAACGUGUCAUCAGCUGCUGCAGCAGGAACAGAAGCUCCUGCAGACGGAGGCAGCAAGGUGGAGAUGGUGUUCUGGCUGCUCUCCAUGCUCGCUAACAGAGAUAAGGAGGAGAUGUCUCGGACUCUGCUGGCUCUGUCCAGCUCUCAGGACAGCUGCAUUGCCAUGAGAAAGUCUGGCUGCGUCCCCCUGCUGGUACAGAUCUUGCAUGAAGUUCCGGGUGGCAGUGGCGGCGGACCCGGGGAAACAGCGGGGGGCAGAGAGGCAAAAUCCAGAGCCAGCGCCGCCCUCCACAACAUCAUCUACUCCCAGCAGGACGAGGGCCAGGCCCGUCGGGAGAUGAGGGUGCUGCACAUGCUGGAGCAGAUCCGGACCUACUGUGACAGCGGAUGGGACUGGAUCGAGAGCCACACAGGGAUACCGUCACCAGGAGGAACCAAAACCACCGACAUCCCUGAACCUGUGGACCCUCAGAUCUGUCAGGCCAUGUGCGCCAUCAUGAAGCUUUCCUUUGAAGAGGAGUACCGACGCGCCAUGAAUGAAUUAGGUACGUCAAACACUUACAAGUCUUUUGUUUUUCCCAAAACAUCAAUGACAUAUUUUGCUCAGAGUUUGUUGUGUUGUCUUCCAGGCGGCCUGCAGGUGGUGGCUGAUCUGAUCCACCUGGACCAGGACAUGUAUGGCAUGCAGAACGACCCCAUUAACAUGGCUCUGCGUCGCUACGCAGGGAUGGCCGUGACUAACCUCACCUUCGGAGACGUCGUCAACAAGGCGACUCUUUGCUCAAAGAAGAGCUGUCUCCAGGCCAUGGUGGCCCAACUGGCCUCUGACAGUGAGGAGCUCCAUCAGGUGGUCUCCAGCAUCAUGAGGAACCUGUCCUGGAGGGCUGAUAUCAACAGCAAGACAGUCCUCAGAGACAUCGGCUGCGUGUCUGCACUGAUGACCUGCGCCCUGCAGGCCACCAAGGAGUCGACAUUGAAAAGCCUCCUGAGCGCUCUGUGGAAUCUGUCGGCUCACAGCAUCGACAACAAGGUGGCUAUCUGUUCAGUGGACGGCGCUCUGGGCUUCCUGGUCAGCACGCUGACAUACCGAUGUCAAACCAACUCGCUCGCCAUCAUCGAGAGCGGAGGAGGAAUUCUUCGAAACGUGUCCAGUCUGGUCGCCACACGGGAAGACUACAGGCAAAUCCUCAGGGACCACAACUGCCUCCAGACUCUGCUGCAGCACCUGCGCUCCCACAGCCUGACCAUAGUGAGCAACGCCUGCGGGACUCUCUGGAACCUUUCUGCCCGAAGUCCGAAAGACCAGGAGCUGCUGUGGGACCUUGGUGCAGUUAGCAUGCUACGUAACCUUAUCCACUCCAAGCACAAGAUGAUAGCCAUGGGCAGCGCUGCAGCUUUAAGGAAUCUCCUCACCAAUCGACCCUUGAAAUACAAGGAUGCUGCAGUCGUAUCCCCUGGCUCAUGCAUGCCCUCACUCUACAUGAGGAAACAGAAGGCUCUGGAGGCAGAGCUGGAUGCCAAACACCUUGCAGAGACUUUUGAUACCCUUGAGAAACAGAGCCCCAAGCACCUGACCCUCAUCAAGCCGCUACGGCACAUUGAGAGUCUGGCAAAGGAUUACGCAUCUGAUUCUGGUUGUUUUGAUGAUGACGAGGCCCCCAACGUCUCCAGUAGCCUGGACACUGGGAAUUUCUCUAUGCUGUCCAUGUUCCUUACAAAUUCUAACUUCCAGCAAAACCAACUACGUAAGAGGGACAGUGAACCUGAGAGAGACGUAGAUAUGCCUCAGAUGGUUGAGAAGAGACACGCUCCUGCUGACGAUGUGGUAUCUGCCGCUGCAGAGAAACUAGCAAAAAAGAUCACCAACACGGUUGCCAAGAUUGACAGGUUAGUGGAGGACAUCACCAUGCACACAUCCUCAGAGGACAGUUUUAGCCUCAGCUCUGAAGACCACCUGGCGGACUGGCCUUACGGACUGGAUGAACUCAAUGAAGCCCGGGCAAAAUCAUGCUCCCCCUGCCGUCUCUCUGAGACAAGCAGCUUGGCCCACAGGGAACGCCUAAGUAGAGCCCACGCCCUCUUGCGCCUCAAAACUGCCCAUACAAGUGUAUCAACAGACAGCCUAAACAGUGGAAGCACCAGUGAUGGCUACUGCGGCAGCAAAGACCAAAUGCGACCUGCUCCAAAAGCUCUAAUGAUGCAACAACGACCCAACCAGCUUGAUCUCAAGGUGGCUCAUCAAGAUUACCUUAAUGUAGGACCUUCUGUCUUGAAUGAGACUAACCAGCAAGAUAUUCCGGAGAGAGAUUCUGUGGACAACAAAGAUGGGAGAGCUAUAGAGGUCAGCAGCACAGAUGCAGAAAAGAACCAGGAUCAACCUGUACAAACACCUGUCAGUGCAUCCACUAAACUCUCCUCUGAUGUCAGCAUGACUUCAAUUAAACUGUCUCCUUCUUAUCAGCAGGUACCACUCAUUCAGAGUGUGGCCAAAUUUGGUGUAGCAAAGACAGCAAUCAAUGUCCAGGCCGCCCAAGCAAUGAGGAGGCAAGCAUGGGUACCUACUGUGAUGACUGGGGGUAGUAUUACAAAAUUUUCUCCAAUGACAUCAACCAGAAGCCCAACUAUCGGGCCAAUGGAGACAGUCCAAAAAUACUCGGUGGAGAACACCCCGAUUUGCUUCUCCCGCUGCAGUUCACUGUCCUCCCUGUCUUCUGGGGACGGAGCGCUGGACGGACAAAGUGAGAAUGAGCUGGAAAGUGACUCAUCAUUAGAAAUAAUUGAAGUGGAGGAUGGAGAAGUGGUGAAGAGAGCUGAAGAGGAUGAAACCUUGGAGGAUCUAAGUGACAGCCAGCUGCUGAUGACUGACUCAAAAACCUUCCCCAGUAAAGAGACUGAUUCCAUUGUGAUUCCCUGUCCUGCCAAAAGGGAAAAGGUGUUCCUUAGAGGAGCUUCACCAGCCAUACUUGAAGACAGAUCUCCAUCCAGUUCAUCUGAGAACUACAUCCAUGAGACACCUCUGGUAAUGAGUCGCUGUAGCUCAGUCAGUUCACUGGGCAGCUUUGAGUCGCCCUCUAUCGCCAGCUCAAUCCAAAGUGAUCCAUGCAGUGAGAUGAUAGAUGGAACUAUAAGCCCUAGUGAUCUCCCCGACAGCCCAGGGCAAACCAUGCCUCCUAGUCGAAGUAAAACUCCAUGUUGCGUUGAGUCAAAUGGACCAGAGACACAGGCUACAGGAAUAGAUGGCCAAUGGGAAAGCAGCCUGCGAACGUUUAUGGAGAUUGCAGACUCCAAAGAGAGGUUUAACUUUCCUCCUGACCUGGACACCAUGAUCUACUUCACUGUGGAAAAGCCCACUGAGAACUUCUCUUGUGCUUCAAGCUUAAGUGCUCUGCCUCUUCAUGAACACUACAUACAAAAAGAUGUAGAGCUGAAAUUGACCCCCUUACUCCAGCAAAAUGACAAAGAUCUUCAAUUCCCUGAUGAGGAUGAGCAAGGUUUCGACCACGGUGAGAGAUAUAGUGAGUGCAACUCAGACGAUGACAUAGAAAUCUUAAAGGAAUGCAUCAAUUCAGCAAUGCCCUCCAAGUUCAGAAAAGUAAGACCUUCCCUGAUGACCACCAUCCCUCCUCAUAUUCUCAAUUCCCAGAUCCGAAAACCGAUACAUCUUCCUGUAUACAUGAUGCUUCCAAAUGGCAAAACCCAAAUUUGUCCUGGGAGAAGAAUUGUCAUCCCACAACAGGACUUCAAAGUUGAUGAUUCAUCCUUCACUGAUUCUGCGGAAGGUACACCAGUCAACUUCUCCAGCACAACAUCACUAAGUGAUGAAACACUUCAGUAUCCAGUGAAGGAGAGGGGGGCUAAAGACUGCACAGCUAAAGGUAUGAACAAACAGGAAUUGCUCGAUGAUGAGGCUAAGAGGAUAGAAGACUUGAGGAUAUUCUCACACUUCCAUAAACCCAACAGGAUGAACUACCCAUCUGAGAUACAAAUGAACCGAACAACCAAACAUAUCAUUCCCACUCAGAGGGUGCUGAUGCAGAGCAAAGAGGUAGCCGAUAGAGUGGCAAAGCAAAGAAAUCGUGAUCAGUCUCCUAACCAACAAAAGAAGAGGCAAGGUCAAGGCCCAGUCAGGAAAUUGGAACUGCCAGUCAUUAAGCAAAACACAGACAGUAACCUUAAUAUGGGAUCACAAAAAGGAAAAACUAUUUAUCGACAAAUGACACAUUCUUCAGAGGAGAGUAACAGCUUCUAUGACGACGAAAAUCAAUCAAUGAAACGAACAAGUAGAAAACAGAUCAGGGAAGCAAGUAGAAAUACUCUCUCCCGGAGCAUGACAAAUAUUGGCAGGAUUGAUAAUCCCCAAGCAAUGCCCAGAGGAUUUCACAGGAUAAAACAGAAUCUGAUAAAGGAUGAAUCCCUGACAUGUUACUCACUUAGCUCCUCACUUAGUUCACUGAGUGAUGCCGAGUUUGAGGAUCAUAAAUCAAAAGCCCAACAAAUAUGGUACAAAAACAGACAUAACAAAACACUGAAUAUGAUGAAACAAACAAAGCCUAUGAACAUUCACAGCCAAUACGAAGAGCCAAGCUCACCAAGCUCUGUCAGCAUGGAUUCGGAGGAUGACCUCCUUCAGAAAUGCAUAACAUCUGCCAUGCCCAAGCAGAGAAGGAAGCUUUCUGCCAGGAAGAAGAAAGCAGAAAAUCAAAAACAAAAGGCCUCUGAUGGAUGGAAUAUGGAUGAGGAAAUGGAUAGUGAUGAUACAGCAUGGGAUAAAGACUCAGACCUCAAUAGUGUUGAAUGGAGAGCCAUACAAGAAGGUGCUAACUGUGUUGUCACUGGGCUACAGGCAUCAAAGUCUCAGGAGCCAUCCUCUGAAGAGACUGAAUCAGUCCUGUCAUUCAUGUCAACAUCCAGCUUUACACCCAAAGAAAGGAAGUUUGCUAAAGACAAAAAGGCAAAUAAACCUCUGGACUUCGCACAGCGCAAGCCAGUUCCAAACUUACCAGUGGUUUUCAGAGGCAGGACAGUGAUCUAUACACCGAAAAAAGAGGAAGCUCCAUCACAAAGACCUCCUCCCAGAAAAGUACCAACCAAGACAGAUGCUCCAAAGAACCCAAACCUUGCUCAGCACAGAUCAAAGAGCCUUCACCGAUUAGGUCGCCCACAGGACAUUGAACUGUCUUUGCCAAAGAGGAGCUCUACUCCACCUCCAAGGAUACCAAAAAGUUCAUCCUCUGGAUCAUCGCAAAGCUCUACACCAUCUAAACAGUCGCAGAAGAAGAUAAUAUCCCUGACUAAUAAAUCCAUCCAGAAAAAGAAUGCCUCACCAGCUUGUAGCCCACCAGCUAGUAGUCCGCCUGAAAGAAAGGGACGCUCUCCUGUUGUGAAUCAAAAUGAAAAGUCCCCACCACCUAAAACUCAAAAGUCACCUGUCCGAAUCCCUUUUAUGCAAAAUUCAGUCAGGCCCAGACCUUUGUCGCCUCUGGUAACUAACCUAACAACCAUCGGACAAACCAAUCAGGUCAACGGGAAAAGGGUGCCCCCCGCCAAUCGAUUUGGACUGGUCAGGAUGACUUCUGUCCAUUCAAGUGGCGGUGAGUCUGAGCGUAAUGGAUUCUUGAGACAGCUGACUUUCAUUAAGGAAUCACAGACUGUGCUGAGACGUGAUGGCUCUGCACGCAACAUGCCUGGAUCUCAGAAUGGAUCCCCCCACAGAGCAGUUCCUGGAGCUUCAGCUGUCUUCCUUUGCUCAUCACGCUGUCAGGAACUUAAGGCAGCUGUGCAAACCCCGCGAAGGGUGCAAGUAAAAGGUCCAAGACAAACACAGCAAGUCCAGAGGCCAGACCACGGCCUUGAGAAGCAGAAUACAACCCUCACUAGAGCGACCUCCAGUGAACGGGACCUAUCUGCAAGACGCCCAGCCAGGAGAACUAGCUCUGAAAGCCCCUGCAGAGUGGCUCAGCGAAACGGGCCUGGCAGAGUGUCCGGAGCCAGGCAGCAACAAGACAAAGAUACCUUUAAACGUCAUGCAUCAUCACCGAGCAUAAACAUACUGAGCCGAGUGACCAGUCGAUCUUCCCUUCGCUCGUCUUCAUCCGAUUCAAGUGGAAGAGCAAAGAGUGAGGAUGAUACAAAGAAGAAAGGACAGAGGUCUGCAUCACGGCUAAAUGACAGAGUCACCUGGAGGAGGAUCAGGGAUGAAGAUGUACCUCAGAUCUUGAAAAGCACUCUGCCAGCCAAUGCAUUACCUCUGGUGCCUUCUCCUGAUGGGGAACAGCCAAAGCCAUCAGCUCUUCCAGGAAAACUGCCAACCAUUCUACUUGCAUCUCGCAAGACAAGUGAUGCUAUAGUCCAGACAGAAGAUUUUUCGAACAACAAGACCAACUCGAGCACCUCUCCAACAGUCGAAACAGCUCGGGUGACCUCGGAGGAAGUGGCACGAUUUUCGCUACUCCGAAAGACUAGUGCCAGCUCUGGGAGUAACAUCCAGGAAGGAGAUUCAGACGUCUCCCUGAGGAGCCACAGCACCGUCUCCACAGGAACAACAGACAACCACAUAGGUGGAGUUGUCCAUUUCCGCCAAGGAUCCCCCAGCAAGGCCGCCCGAAUCACUCCAUUUAAUUACACCCCAAGCCCCAUUUCCUGCUGCCUGCAAGAAACACAGAGCCAAGCAGCCACAAUCAAUGAAAAGUCAGGGGAAAAAAGUGAGUCGUAGGAUAUUUAGUGGAUUACUAGAUGACAUGGAUGAUUCUACUGUGUUCCUGAACGAAACUCAGGUGGACAGACUAGGAGUGUGCUGGCCCCUAUACCUCGGGUAUUGACCCUUUACU
Messenger RNA from Sebastes umbrosus (honeycomb rockfish), 7860 nucleotides. RefSeq names its product APC regulator of WNT signaling pathway 2 (gene apc2). Gene Ontology annotation, biological process: regulation of cell differentiation; cell fate specification; positive regulation of protein catabolic process. The coding region runs from base 126 to 7745 and encodes 2539 amino acids. Lineage: Eukaryota; Metazoa; Chordata; Actinopteri; Perciformes; Sebastidae. The transcript is spliced from 13 exons. Gene Ontology annotation, cellular component: beta-catenin destruction complex; catenin complex; cytoplasmic microtubule. The record is from RefSeq and is a predicted model, not a curated record. Gene Ontology annotation, molecular function: beta-catenin binding; gamma-catenin binding; microtubule binding.